CGAGUUAACCAGCUCUUUUGCCUACUUGACGGGUGUGCCACCUGCCACUGCGUCAGUAGUCACCUUGGCCAAUCGCGUCCACGCAACCGGAGAAACAUUUUCCCAGCGCACUUGGAAAUUCCAGAGGUUCCGUGAUUAUUGAUUGGAAGGAAACAUCUCACCAGUGAACAACUGGUUGCAGUGCGGGGACACCACUGACAGCACUUUUGACGAAAGACUACCCGAAUCUGAGCGCAUUUGGCACUGACCCACGGCUCCAAGUGGAUCUCCCUAACAAACGUGGACUGUUUCGACAUAACAGACGUUUUAUUUGCAAUUGCAACUGUUCCACGCUCUACUCAUUCAAUUUGGUUGGACCGCAUAUUGACACAAUGGCUCAGUCUAAGAUGGAGUUCGCCUUAUUAGACUGCUGGGACACUAACCAGCUCUGCACCAACAGGUGACUGCCAGCACUUUCACUCCCAAACUUUGAAUAUGCCAGCAGACCACAAUGGACAGGAUCUACAACAGCACAGAGCGCAGCUUAUAUCUGACCAGCAGCUGGCCGGGAGUCAGCGUCUACCGGGAAACCGUCACCAUGCGCGGAGACCAGUGGCCCGAGAACGUGGGCGGGGCCGACAACGAGUCCUUCCUGUACGCCAGCGCUAACCUGACGGGCAGGAACGAGAGCGUGGGCCGGCCGGUGGAGUACGACCCCCUGGGGGGGCACACCGUCUGGCAGGCGGUCCUGAUAGGGGUCUUCUCCUGCCUCCUCUCGCUGGUGACCAUCGUGGGGAACAUCCUGGUCCUGGUGGCGUUCAAGGUGAACAAGCAGCUGAAGACUGUGAAUAACUACUUUCUGCUCAGCCUGGCCUUUGCGGAUCUGAUAAUCGGGGUCAUUUCCAUGAACCUCUACACGGCCUACAUCAUAAUGGACCAGUGGGCCAUGGGAGCCUGGGCCUGCGACCUGUGGCUGGCCAUCGACUACGUGGCCAGCAACGCGUCCGUCAUGAACCUGCUGGUGAUCAGCUUCGACCGCUACUUCUCCAUCACGCGGCCGCUCACGUACCGCGCCAAGAGGACCACCAAGCGGGCCGGGGUCAUGAUCGGGCUGGCCUGGGCGGUGUCCUUCGUGCUGUGGGCGCCCGCCAUCCUGUUCUGGCAGUACUUUGUGGGGGAGCGGAAGGUUCCGCCGCACAAGUGCUACGUCCAGUUCCUGACCGAGCCCACCAUCACCUUCUGCACGGCCAUCGCCGCCUUCUACCUGCCCGUCACCAUCAUGAGCGUGCUGUACUGGCGCAUCUACAGGGAGACGCAGAACCGCGCGCGGGAGCUGGCGGGGCUGCAGGCCUCGGGCAGCGAGGGGGGGGAGGGGGGCAGCUCGCGCAGCUGCGGCAGCUGCGACCAGGGCGAGCAGCAGGGCUUCGGGAGCUCGGUCAGGCGGGCCGGCGCCGCCGUCGGCCGCUUCCCCUUCUGGCUGGCGGAGAGGGCCCGGCGGCCCGGCGUAGCCGGCGGCGAGGAGGCGGACCGCAACAGCUGCGACAGCUGGAACAACAACGACGCCGCCGCCUGCAUGGACCAGUCGGCCUCCUCCGACGAGGACGAGAUCCCCGAGACCCGCGCCAUCUUCUCCAUCGUCAUCAACCUGCCCGGCAUCAAGCCGCCCGGCAUGGGCGUGGCCAUCGGCCCCCGCCUGGCGGCCUCGGACGAGCUGGACGCGUCCGAGGAGGACCCCCUCAGGGGCGGGGAGGACGGGGGCAGGGGCAGGGGCGGGGACGGGGUGCAGAACGACGGCUACCACCAGCGCUUCCCCUCCAAGGCCCAGGCCGCGCCCGCCGUCCGGGCCCCCGACACGGCGGGAGAGGUCUGCUCCCCAACCGGCAAGUCGGCGCCCAUGUCCUUCAAGGACGCGGCGCUGGCCCGGCGUUUCGCCGCUCGCACCCGGACGCAGAUCACCAAGCGCAAGCGCAUGUCGCUCGUCAAGGAGAAGAAGGCGGCGCAGACUCUGAGCGCCAUCCUCUUCGCCUUCAUCAUCACCUGGACGCCCUACAAUAUCAUGGUGCUGGUCAACGCGUUCUGUGACAACUGCAUCCCGCAGACGCUGUGGGCCCUGGGCUACUGGCUCUGCUACGUCAACAGCACGGUCAACCCCAUGUGCUACGCCCUGUGCAACAAGACCUUCCGCAGCACCUUUAAGCUGAUCCUGCUCUGCCGCUGGAACAGCAGGAAGAGGCGAAAGCAGCUGUUCCUCCAGCGGCACUCCGUGACUUUCCGGAGGAGGAUACCCGGAGACUCCACGUAGCAGAGCUUCUGAGCGCGCUCGGUGGGUCCUGCUGAAAGCAGAGCUACGGUGGCCUGCGCUGUCCACUCAGGGCGACUGGGGUCAGCUUCGCCAAGAUGCUGCCAAGCCUUGCGAGGGCUUGAGUUGGAGAGACGUUUAUUUUUUUCUGAGGGGACAGCGUCUGUGGGGCAUCGUUCUUGAUGAAAAAGGGCUUUACCCACUUAAAGAAGAGCCACUAUUUCCUAGUUAUUCAAUCCAACAGCAAAGGGGAUUUCCCUCAUUUUUGGAUGAUGACUCAAGUGUUCACUGUACUCAAAACAAAAUACCUGUUUUAAAUAUAUUUGAAAUAAAUAUUUUAAAAGGAACAGUGAGCGGUUUCAACUGCCCUGCAGUGGAACUGGCUGGUUUUAAAGUAAGCAAAUGGGAGCUGCACUGUUGUAGUGUCAGUAAACAGUUAUUUUGAUAGAAAAUACUGCCCCCCCCCCCCUAAAUUUCCCUGUUGUUACCUGCUGUUGGGCAUAAGAGAGGGAAGCUUUGAGUUUUAACUGGGUAAAGAACCUAAGGAGGAAAUUAAUUGAAAUGUAUAACAGAUUUGUUUGAUAUUUAUAUCACGUACCAGAGUAUUACUGAAUAUUUGGAUUCAUUUCAGACAAGCUUGUUGCCAGAUUUGUUUCCCUUUUAUAUAAAAAAAGAAACAUCUGUAUAUGGAUGGGGAACUUUGACAUUGGGAUUUUAAACCCUGGUUUAGACCCCAGUUAUAUCUUUUUAACCAUGAGAUCAGGUCUCCAGUGUGCACCAGCAGCAUUCUCAUACAUGCACAGGCCUUCUCUGUGAAUGAAUCCUGUGGUAAGUGAACAUCUGUGAAAUCCAUAGACAAGGCGCAGCUCAUUCUUUCAGGAUUUUCAGAAACGAGAAACUAACUGCAAACAAAGAAGCAGUAUUUCAACUUAUAAUUGAAAGUUAAGGCCAUAGUGCUUCUAGGUUGGAUUUGAUAGCAUCCUGUUUUAUACAGUGUUAUUCUUUUUCCCUCAGUGUGGGAACAUUGACCAACUGUGCAUUUGUGAGGUACAGCCCACUCCAAUCAUGAAGGCAAACACAUUCAUGCAUUUGCAUAAAUGAGAACAAGUUUCUGAGCAUUUUUAAAUGAAUAUUGUUGUUUUGAACUUUACUAUUCUUUUUUUUUUUUUUUGGCUGUGUCAGUGUGGUGAGCGGCAUUGUGAAUGUAGAACUGUUGUUAAAGUUGCUGACCUGUCUUUUGUGAGAUGGUGUUUACAUGGUUUUAGACAAGUGCAAGUAUUCUUAUUGUUGUUUCGGUACCUGAAGUUUUAUGCAUAUAUAAAGAAUAUUUAUACAUUGUUUGGACAUUUCCUUCUUGAAGCCUAUGGACUGUAAACUUGCAUAUGUUCAUCAAUAUGUUCAUAGGGCAGAACUAUUUUGUAAUUUGAGUGGAAAAUAGAAAAAUGUAUAAUUUUCCAAAAAAAAAAGGAACUAAAGAAAAGGAUACAAAUGAAUGUCAUUUGAUUACUUUAUCCAGCCCUGACAGUUAAACUUCUGUCUUUGGAGUCUAAAAAUUCAAGACGUUUAUUUUCUCAGUGUAAGUUGACGCUCUUCUUGGCCUGGUUUUAUUUGUAAAUGUGCCACAGUCUAUCAGUGCCCUCUCUUGGAAAUAAAUGACCACAUCCUU
Molecule: messenger RNA, 3944 nt
Organism: Anguilla rostrata (American eel)
Lineage: Eukaryota; Metazoa; Chordata; Actinopteri; Anguilliformes; Anguillidae
Product: muscarinic acetylcholine receptor M3-like
Exons: 3
Coding region: 491-2281 (596 amino acids)
Biological process (GO): positive regulation of smooth muscle contraction; adenylate cyclase-inhibiting G protein-coupled acetylcholine receptor signaling pathway; G protein-coupled receptor signaling pathway, coupled to cyclic nucleotide second messenger
Cellular component (GO): plasma membrane; dendrite; synapse
Molecular function (GO): G protein-coupled acetylcholine receptor activity; G protein-coupled serotonin receptor activity
Source: RefSeq, a predicted model, not a curated record